AUGGCGUCCCCAUCACCCCCGUCACAAAGGGCCCGUGGAGCAAGGGCACGCAUAUGUGUGCACUGCGGUCGGAGUUUCCGGCGGACUGAGCAUUUGGAGCGUCACAUUCGCACCCACACCAAGGAGAAGCCGUUUAUUUGUUUCUGUGGGGCAGCGUUCACUAGAAGAGAUCUACUGAAGCGUCAUACUCGCAUCUCCCACCAGGAUGGUCUUACCUCACCAAGUGCGCCGCCUGAGCCAACUGCAAGGUCGGAUUUUCAGUCUGCACAUCAUCCUGCAGCUAUUCCGCAAUAUGAUACACCGUCCCGAUCGGUAGGGACCCUUGCAGGUCCGUCUGCUGUGCACCAAUGGCCUGCUGCACAGGGUACACCUUAUUCUGACCAGAGCCAUGCGGCUGCUAUGCUCCCUGCAGCUGCGGCUGCCCCGAACCCGACCAUGGAGGCUCAUCCUGGUAUUGUGCAUGAUCCAGAUAUGCUCCAGGCUGCGCAGCUUCUUCUCCCUGGUGACUACCGGGCUACAGCGCAAGCAAUGCCUUACCUACCCGAAGAUCUGAACCAUUUUCAGGAGUUCACCCAUUUCUUGGACUCGAUUGGCCUCCCUGGAGAAUGGCUCCCCAGCGAAGGGGAAACAUCUCAGACCCAAGAAGUUCCAUUGGAAAAUGUCCAGGAAGCCGCCCGACCGACUCAAGAUCAACAGGAAAGGCAGCGACGAAACCCAGGGGGCUCUUCUCGGGGAGACUCUCCAUUUCGAUCCUGGCUUCCAUCUGUACCACGAGGCGAUCAGAGCUUAGGGAACCUCUCUGACUCUGAACCACCACAAGUAGCAAAGAGAACAUCGCGAUUCAAUGUCACUGAGGACCAACGUUUCCGGCUCGCAGCUUCUCUCGAAGACUUCCGCAACGUCAUCCCAGAUUUCGUGCUGCCGUCGCGACAUACAUUGACGCGGUAUCUCACGUCCUACUUUGAGGGAUUCCAGCCUCAUCUUCCAUUUAUGCAUAUACCAACCUUCCACAUUAAUGAACGUGCGCCUGAAGUCAUCCUUGCCAUAAUGACGAUUGGCGCUCAAUAUCGAUUUGAACAUCGCAAUGCGGAAAGAAUCUUCCACGUCUCUAAAGCAGUUCUAUUCGAACGGAUGUCCCGAGAAUCUCGCCUUCCUUCAAAACAAAGCUACAGCUCAGCUUCUCAAGUACCGCUGGGGAUCCCACCCUAUUCCAAUUUUGGGGAUCAAUCUCUUACACCACCGCAAGUAGCAGCGGAGCGGAAUGCUUCAUGGAAGCAAAUUGAAGUCACCCGCUGUCUACUCAUCUUAAUGGGGUACGCAACUUGGGAAAAUGCUCGGCUGGUACAAGAAGCAUUUCAUAUUCAAGGUUUACUGGUUCGCCAUCUUCGAGACGCGGGGCUGACAGAAGACCCCUUGCGCUCUGAUCCACGAGCGCCUCUCGAUUGGUACGAAUGGGCCGAUCAAGAGUCGGGCCGACGAACAAAGUUGAUUGCCUUUUGUUUUGUCCACAUCCACAGCAUCGCAUAUAAUGCAUAUCCCUCUCUACGCAGUAAUGAGAUUCACCUACGGUUGCCCUGUUCCACCGCGGAAUGGAUUGCAGCCACCCCACAGGAAUGGGAAGCCGCCCAGCGCGAAAGAGGUCCUCAGCAGCUCUUCUUCCAGGACGCAUUAACCCUUCUUCUGCAGAAGUCCCGAUCAGCCGUGCCCUUGGAUCCUAUCCCGGCGCCAUUAGGCAACUAUAUUCUCCUCCACGGUCUUCUACAGCGAAUUCAUCUCGUGAGCGAGCUAUCAUUACCAAAUGGAAAUCAUUCCACAACUCUUCCUACUGAAGAGCUUAACAAACUAGAACGAGCUCUUCGUUCCUGGACCUCGGUAUGGCAACAAGCCCCCGAGUCGAGUCUCGACCCACACAACGCCAACGGCCCAAUCCCAUUCACAUCAAGUGCUUUCUUAGGCCUGGCUUACGUCCGACUCUCACUAAAUCUGGGACCCUACCGCCGUCUCGAGACUCGCGAUCCAAUGGUCAUCGCUUCAGCACUGAGGCGUUCUCCCCGCCCGGAAAGAAGCUACCGCCUCAUUCCCGCACUUAUAUACGCUGCCCAUGCUCUCAGUAUUCCCGUACGCUUCGGAAUUGAUCACAUUGCUCGCAGUCAGGCUUUCUUCUGGAGUGUGCGUCAUUCGCUCGCUAGCCUUGAAUGUGCUGUGUUACUGAGCAAGUGGCUCUUCAGUCUUGCCGAGGCUGGACCGGACCAGUCACUAAGUGAAAACGAGUCCCGAAUCUUACGCUGGACACGCUGUAUAAUCGAGGAAGCAUACUCAUCUAUUGACCUAGAUGAAGGCGAGGCACCGCCGAAUCUCGAACCGGCUUCUUUGGGUAUGGCCGUUCUGAAAUUGUGGGCCCGAUUGUUCGGCACGAACACCCAAUGGCCCUUUAUCAAUGUUCUCGGUCAGAGUUUGGAGCGUUAUAUGACUAUGAUCUGA
Molecule: messenger RNA, 2481 nt
Organism: Penicillium nucicola
Lineage: Eukaryota; Fungi; Ascomycota; Eurotiomycetes; Eurotiales; Aspergillaceae
Product: C2H2-type zinc finger protein
Exons: 6
Coding region: 1-2481 (826 amino acids)
Biological process (GO): DNA-templated transcription; regulation of transcription by RNA polymerase II
Cellular component (GO): chromatin
Molecular function (GO): DNA-binding transcription factor activity, RNA polymerase II-specific; zinc ion binding; RNA polymerase II cis-regulatory region sequence-specific DNA binding
Source: RefSeq, a predicted model, not a curated record